AUACGCACUCCGUAGCCCACUGACUUUCAAAUUGGACGUCAGGCUUUUCAGUACUCGGACACAAAUAACUAACUACUAUUUAUAUCUCUAUUAUGUUGGUGGGAGUGGAAAUCCGAUGUUUCGCAAAUCCGUCGAUUCCAUUGUUUUUUUUGUUGCUGAAACCUCAAUGAAUCAGUUUUACCAAACUGCCUAGUUGCCCUAGUAGGCGUUGCUCUCUGCAGUAUUUAACAAGUGCACCGGGACAAAGCGAGUUAGUCUCGACAGAGCAGGAACCCGAGAGCUCUUCAGUCAAUUUGCGUAUAACCUACAGACUUCAAUGGGCCUACUAUAACCUCAAUAUUGACACCAGUCUAGGGACUCUCAAAAGCAUUCACGGGGACUUUCUGUGCAAUUUCCGUGUUGACGGAGUUACAAAGGACACCGAAAGGCCUUUUAUUGUGGAUCCUGGCUUUUUCACAACACGGCCUUCCCCCUACUGCGGUGAACGCCACCAUGAGUCUGAGUGUGAACGAGCUGACGGAGCUGAUGGAGAUGUGGGCGGAGCUUAACUUCACAGGGGACAACAUGUCAUCCCACCACGUAGAGGCUCUGCUGUGCCCGGCUGGGUUUAGCCACGCGGCGGUGCUCUACACCCUCUCUGUCCUCUACAUCUUCAUUUUCCUGGUGGGCCUGGCCGCCAACACCCUGGUGGUGUGGGUCAACCUCCGCUCAGAGAGGAACCGCUUUGAAACCCACCUGUACAUCCUCAACCUGGCUGUGGCUGACCUCUGUGUGGUGGCUACUCUCCCAGUCUGGGUCAGCUCGCUGCUACAGCGCGGCCACUGGCCCUUCGGCGAGGCCGUCUGUAAGAUCACCCACCUGGUGUUCAGCGUCAACCUCUUCGGGAGUAUCUUCUUCCUCACCUGUAUGAGCGUGGACCGCUACCUGUCCGUGGCGCUAUUCGGAGACGGAGGGGACAGCCGCAGGAGGAAGGUGGUGCGGAGGGCGAUCUGUAUCCUGGUUUGGCUGCUGGCACUGGCCGCCUCCGUCCCAGACACUUACUUUCUGCAGGCGGUCAAGUCCACACACUCUGACGCCACCCUGUGUCGGCCCGUCUACCCCACUGACAACCCCCGAGAGUGGAUGGUGGGCAUCCAGCUUAGCUUCAUCGUCCUGGGCUUCGUCAUCCCGUUCCCAGUCAUCGCUGUCUUCUACCUGUUAUUAGCAAGCUCCAUUGGCAACGCCAACCCGCGAAAUCCAAUCAAUGAUUAAGCGAUGAUUAUUUUCAGCCGGCAGAUCAUCCUGACCUACAUUGUGGUGUUCCUGGUCUGCUGGCUGCCCUUCCACGGAGUCCUAUUGGUCGACACCUUAUCUCUCCUCAACGUCCUGCCCUUCAGCUGCAGGCUGGAGAACUUCCUGUUUGUGUCCCUCCACCUGACCCAGUGCUUCAGCCUCAUCCACUGCUGCAUCAACCCCGUCAUUUAUAACUUCAUCAACAGAAACUACCGUUACGACCUCAUGAAGGCCUUCAUCUUCAAGUAUUCCACCAAGACGGGCCUGGCCAAGCUCAUUGACGCAUCACAUGUGUCCGAGACAGAGUACUUGGCUGUGGCGGCGGUGGAGAAUAACGUGUGAUUGGCCCGCUGGGAGAGGAAAAUUGUCCCUGAGGGGAAAAUUGUCUUGGACACACAGAGGUGAUGUCACACAACUUACAGAGAACUGACUCUCUACCAAACGGACUCUAUUUAAGGCCUGCUGAAUGGGCUGAACAGUUAACUGACUGAAUGCAGUCCCUGGGAAGGACAUCUCAAGCACAUUAGACGCACUGUAAAAGACCAAGACCAAAUAUGCUCUGUUUCAGUGUAACUCCCAUUUUGUUGUAAUUUCCCCCUUUUUGAGUGAGUUUGGUUAACUUCCCCCUUUUUGAGUGAGUUUGGUUAACUUCCCCCUUUUUGAGUGAGUUUGGUUAACUACCCCCUUUUUGAGUGAGUUUGGUUAACUUCCCCCUUUUUGAGUGAGUUUGGUUAAUUUCCCCCUUUUUGAGUGAGUUUGGUUAACUUCCCCCUUUUUGAGUGAGUUUGGUUAAAUUCCCCCUUGCGUAGUAACAGGGGUGGGGGUCUUCUUGAGAAAGCACUUCUUCUGAACUGGAGACUUGGUGUCACCCAAACAGAUGGUUCAACGACACCGUAAACACACACACACACACACACACACACACACACACACACACACACACACACACACACACACACACACACACACACACACACACACACACACACACACACACACACACACACACACACACACACACACACACACACACACACACACACACACACACACACACACACACACACACACACACACACACUUCCCCCUGCCCUGGUCAGAGCCACAGCGGAGGGAGACGAGGUGCUCUCCCUGCCAGUGUUUAUGUGAGCAGGCAGUCAGUCAACCAGACUCCAUUACUCUGAAGGACCUGCCACUGAAUCAAGCCACUGUGUUUACAUGGAAAUCAGGAAUGUCAAACAGACUGACAGCCGAGACCAGAGUCAAAACUCUAAAGCUAUAUUUUAUUUUGUAUUCUUUAUUCUGAUCCCCAUCAGCUGACUCUUAAGCAACUUCUGGUCUUCACUGGGGCCAUAAAAAAGACAUUACAAACACGAAAGCCAAUCUGUAGAAUGUGAGAAGUAGAUGUAUGUAUGUUGAUGUGUGUAUGAUGGUUAGUGAGGUGUCAAUGUGAGAAGUAGAUGUAUGUAUGUUGAUGUGUGUAUGAUGGUUAGUGAGGUGUCAAUGUGAGAAGUAGAUGUAUCCAUGUUGAUGUGUGUAUGAUGGUUAGUGAGGUGUCAAUGUGAGAAGUAGAUGUAUCCAUGUUGAUGUGUGUAUGAUGGUUAGUGAGGUGUCAAUGUGAGAAGUAGAUGUAUGUAUGUUGAUGUGUGUAUGAUGGUUAGUGAGGUGUCAAUGUGAGAAGUAGAUGUAUGUAUGUUGAUGUGUGUAUGAUGGUUAGUGAGGUGUCAAUGUGAGAAGUAGAUGUAUGUAUGUUGAUGUGUAUGAUGGUUAGUGAGGUGUCAAUGUGAGAAGUAGAUGUGUGUAUGAUGGUUAGUGAGGUGUCAAUGUGAGAAGUAGAUGUAUCCAUGUUGAUGUGUGUAUGAUGGUUAGUGAGGUGUCAAUGUGAGAAGUAGAUGUAUCCAUGUUGAUGUGUGUAUGAUGGUUAGUGAGGUGUCAAUGUGAAGCCAGGAGCAACCAUCCAGUCCCAAACACUCCUCUAGAUGACCCAUUUAGAAAGUAUUGGUGCUUAGUAUGUAGAAUGAAGUAGUAGACUUUCAAAUCCACAUUAUUAGAUCAUUGUUUAUUCUGUAAAUAUCAUAUUUAUAUAUUUGUUGAUCUGUAGGUGCAGUGAUUUUGUGAAGUUUUGUGAAAAGGAAUCAAUGAAGGUGUGCUUUCUGUGUAAUGUUUAAUAAUGGCAGUUCUGCUCCUGUUUAAAAUAAUAUACCAUUAGUUAUAUUUCAGUUAUCUUGUUCUUUUUGUUCAACUCGACUGCAUUUAUUUCACCACACAAAAGAAAAACAGCCAAUGCGUGUACAUUUCAGUCACAACCUGCAAAUCAUUUGUUUUUGAAUUUGCAAACGCAGUUUCUUGCCAGUCAGUGGAUGUUUUUACGCUCUUGGGUAAAAUAACAAAUAAAUGCACAAAAUUGUUUA
This is a messenger RNA of Oncorhynchus masou masou (cherry salmon), 3683 nucleotides long. RefSeq names its product atypical chemokine receptor 3b (gene ackr3b). The transcript is spliced from 4 exons. The record is from RefSeq and is a predicted model, not a curated record. Gene Ontology annotation, molecular function: coreceptor activity; chemokine binding; G protein-coupled receptor activity. Gene Ontology annotation, cellular component: membrane. Lineage: Eukaryota; Metazoa; Chordata; Actinopteri; Salmoniformes; Salmonidae. Gene Ontology annotation, biological process: G protein-coupled receptor signaling pathway; angiogenesis; chemotaxis.